AAUUUGUCUAUAAAGAGGUGUCCACUAUCCAAAUGUAAAUUCAAGUUUUUACAGUAACAAAUUCUCAUAAAAUUUAGAAAAGUUAAAUACACGAAAGUUUCCAUUUUUGUUUACAUGACAAAGUCAGCAGAGAUGAGCUCCGAAACCCCGGUUAGGCUUCCGGUCAUAGAUUCCUCAAAGCAGGACCUGAAGCCGGGCAGCGCUGACUGGGAGUUGGUGAAGGUCCAAGUCCGGCAAGCACUCCAGGAGUACGGUUGUUUCGAGGCUUUGUUCGACAAAGUCCUGGAGCUUGGGAAGCCAUUAAUUGGAGCCCUGGAAGAGCUUUUUGACCUGCCUUUGCAAACAAAAACGAGAUAUGUUUCCGAGAAGGUCUUUCGUGGCUAUUAUGGGCCUAAGGCACCACUGCAUGAAAGCAUGGUCAUUGAUGAAGCAAAUGUUGCUGAAAACGUUGAACAACGCCUUACUAACAUCUUGUGGCCCCAAGGAAAUUCAAGUUUCAGCGAAACUCUGCUAUCUUUCUCAUCGCUAGCUUCAGGAUUAGAGAAAACAAUUAGAAGGAUGAUUUUGGAGAGUUUUGGUCUAGAGAAAUACAUGGAUAAGCACAUGGAGUCCACCAAUUAUAUUCUGAGGGUCAUGAAAUAUGAAGGGCCCCACACCAGCGAGCCAACCAUUGGGGCACGUGCUCACUCUGACCAGAAUAUGGUGACCUUGUUGCAUCAAAAUGAGGUUAAUGGAUUGGAGAUUCAAACCAAAGAUGGCGAAUGGAUCAAUGUAAAACCCUCACCGGCCUCUUUCAUUGUCAUGAUUGGAGAAUCCCUCAGCGUAUGGUUAAAUGGUCGUUUGCCUUCUCCAUAUCAUCGCGUGAUGAUAACGGGGAACAAGGCAAGAUACAGCUCCGGAUUGUUUGCAACCACGAAAGGAGGCUACAAAGUAAAGGUUCCAGAAGAGCUUGUGGAUGAAGAAAAUCCCUUGCUUUUCAAACCUUUUGACUACGAGGAAUUCUUGGAAUUUUAUUCCACCGAGGCUGCCCGAGGUGCUCUUGGAUCUGGUCUUAAGGCUUAUUGCAGUGUCUAAGAUUAUUAACUAUAAAUAAUUUGGAAUGGAUUUUGUCAAAUUCUGGGUCUUUUUGUAUCUCUGGUUAAAAAUAAUCGUUACUUUCAGUUUAUGCUCCAUAGACUGCAAGUGAACAUUGAACUGGCUACUCUUUAUUUAACUUGGGUUCUAAAAUUAAAAGCCCAGGAAAACUACAAGAUUUAUUGACUAUGUCAAGCUUCAAUGAUUGUGUCUGUGUUU
This is a messenger RNA of Theobroma cacao (cacao), 1293 nucleotides long. Its product is annotated as putative 2-oxoglutarate-dependent dioxygenase AOP1. The record is from RefSeq and is a predicted model, not a curated record. NCBI's taxonomy places the organism in Eukaryota, Viridiplantae, Streptophyta, Magnoliopsida, Malvales, Malvaceae.